Molecule: messenger RNA, 1683 nt
Organism: Cantharellus anzutake
Lineage: Eukaryota; Fungi; Basidiomycota; Agaricomycetes; Cantharellales; Hydnaceae
Exons: 5
Coding region: 1-1683 (560 amino acids)
Source: RefSeq, a predicted model, not a curated record
AUGAAGGAUGAGUAUGUGCGGAAGAUCAAUGAGCAGUGGAGGUUCGACGAUGAUGUGGUAGUGAUGGAAGAGGAGCAAUGGGUAUUGAUUGAUGACUUUGACGCUCAGUAUAUUCCCUCGCGUCUUUCUCUAUUUGGGGAAUUGGAACUCAUUGGGUUAUCGGUGGACAAAGGCCACAUCCGCAACGCUGAACUGUAUGCCAACGCUAAACAGGAGUCUGGUCAAUGGGCACUUAUGGCAGCGUGGCACCAGACAACAUCAGCUUCAUCGCAACCCCAAACCUCUGCAGGCCCAGCGCCUCCACAACCUACUCCGUCAUACAAUCCCUCCCCUCAUUUAUCCCCAACUUCCAUGCGUCCACCCACUCCCUCCGUUUCACCCAUAGAUCUUAACUCGGGUCUUACGCAAACUCUCCUACAUUCCCCCGUGGUCGUGCCUCAAAUCACUGGCAUGCCAUUCCACAGCACAUUACCGUUCAACUAUACGCCGGGCCCCCAAGGUGUGCCGCAAUAUCCCAUCCCAAAUGGAACAUCCCAACCAUCUCAGCCAUCUCAGAUAUCCGUGGCGCAACAGUAUUACCGCAGCACCAAGUAUUACGGUGUACCUCGCAACAGCAUGAUGAUGAUGCCACCACCUCAAGCUUAUCACGGCCUCCAUAUGGCGAACAAUGCUGCGAAUGGGGCGCCGCCAGUGAUGAACAUGUCCACCAUGGGCAUGCCGUUGGAGUUGCCUCCUGCGAGACAAUGGCCACGUCAUAGCGGUGGUCAGGCAGAUAUAAAUGGCAACACUCCAAACGGUAAUCCAGCAGGUCCUCCUGUCAUGCAGCAUCACGUCAACUCGCCAAAUCUUGGCUCACCCAUACAUAUGAACGGGGAGUAUGAACCCUCAUCCAUCCCUGCAACAGUUGCCAUAACAUCAACCCUCGCUGCUGAUGGAUGUUCGUUAUCGAAGCCUUCCAGGAAACUCGACACCUCUGCUUCAGCACUCUCCCAUUCUAACUCACUCGCACCACCAUCAACUCCUUCAACGCCCACUUGUUCAUCACCUCAAUCUCCCUCGUCUCAACAAGCUGCUUCGAAGCCGUUCAAAUCGGUGACGGGUAUGAGCCCAGGGAUGCCUUCGAAUACCGUUUCGAGUGCGAUGAUGACGACGAUGUUAGCGAAUACAUUGAAGAAUACCCAUAUCAAGAGUGGGAAUACAAUGCCUGUCACUUCAAGGGCCGCCACACCGUUGGGGUCGGCCACUUCAUCGCCUCGUUCACGCUCUCAUCAUGGACACCCAUUACCUUCCACAUCAAUUUCUUCUUCUUCCCGUUCACCUGUUGGCCCUCAGCUCGCCAUGAAUACAUCUUUCUCUUCACCCACAUCCUCCACCUCAUCAACUCCCAAUUCCACACUACUCUCAAAGUCACCCACUCCUAUCUCCACCCACACCCACCCUACAACUAACUCAACUUCGAUGACAGCAUCGUCGCCAUCAUCAUUAACAAUGAUGUCGCCGUGUCCCGCACCCGUAACGGGUUCCGUACCACCAGCGAAGAUGGGACAGUCACCGCAAACAAAACAUUACUUGCCGAAGCAGCAGACGCCUCCACAACUGGUGGAGUGCAAGUUGCGUGUCAAUGUAUGGACAGAGGAUCGGUGGACUCGCGAUGACGACGACAUCAAAUUGAGCUCGAGUUGA